Molecule: messenger RNA, 2763 nt
Organism: Didymodactylos carnosus
Lineage: Eukaryota; Metazoa; Rotifera; Eurotatoria; Philodinida; Philodinidae
Source: the annotation of a GenBank genome assembly
AUGGCUCUCGCAACAGCUCAAGCAAAAUUAAGUAGUCAAGAAAAAGAAAAACUGAAUGAUUUGACGGAUCAAUUGCAGAAACUUGAAUGGGAGAAAGGCGAAUAUUUCUUUCAUAAUUUCGUCGAUUAUUAUCAAUUACCACAAAUUGUUAAAGUCGAACAAAAUUGGCAAACAGGUCUGGCGAAAGGACAAAGUCUGUAUUUACAAGCAUUGUUUGAUAGAUACAUGUUCAUUGCCACACCACUUAGUAGUAGUAGUAGUAGUAGUAGUAAGAGUUCAUCGAAACCAAAAAAUAAAUAUUUAAUUCCCGAUUGGUUUCAAGGUGAAUGUAAAAUAUUAUCAAAAACUCCUACAUUAAAAAAACGUUGGUGGAUAUUUCAAGGUGCUUUCGAAUUAUAUCGUUUUGAUUUACCACGUGAGAUUAAAAUAGUAGCCAAUACUCCGGCACAUGUAAGAACAUAUGAAAAAUUAUCAACAACACAUGAAUGGAACAAAAUUGUUUUGCGGAAAAAUGCUUGGUUAACCGUUGUUCGACGAGAAAAAUAUCAGUCGAGAGUAAAAAAUGAUAAGGGUGAAUUAAUUGCAAGCGAACCCAAAGAAGCAUUCGUACUACUGGAUAAGGAACGAAAUGAAUUUAUUGUACCACCAGGUGUUCCUCUACGUUUUGCCACAUUAAUUGAGGAAAGCGAGUUACAUAGUGAAUAUCGAAAUCAUAAAGGUUCAUUUACAUUUCCAGAGAUAAUGAUGCGUUAUGAAUUUCCCUUGGAUGUUGAAAUUACGACUCAUGUACCUGUUGAUAUACCGCAGUUUAAAACACAAUUAAGGUUAGAAAAAUUUUGUGUAGCCAAAUCAGUCAUUGCAUAUUUGUUUGGUGGUGAUACUAAAGAAGCGCAAGUACUGGAAUUAUCACCAUUGACACAAUUUACGCUUCACUGUGCAAAAUGUCUGACGUAUGGUUUGCCGCGUGAAGGUGAAUCGAAUGAAAAGGGAAAAGAAGAAAAGUUUGAUGAAAAAGAAUAUCAAACGUAUGAAAGUAUCCGUAGUCAAAUGAAUUUAUUGUUUGAUGAUGCUGCUGAAGUUUUCAAAAGUAAAAUACAAUUGGGAACACCUGAGGAGGUUGAAUGUAUUGAAGCCGCUUACGAGAUAAGCAUGGAUUUGAAAACCGAAGAAGAUCGCCCAUUGAAAGACGCCUAUUUUUCACUGGAAGAUGCCGUUAAAGUAGCCAAAGAAGCAAGCAAAGAUGAAAUACCAUUUCCAAAAUCACACCCGAAAAAGUUUACUGUUCACGCGUCAGCUGAUCCAAGUAAUCCAUAUAAUGAGGUAAUCGAUUACGAAGAAAUGGAUGCUCUAACGGAACCCAUUAACAAACAAGAAGCAAAAAAUGACAGUAAAACAAGUGAUAAAACAGCCAAAAGUGGUAGUGGAAAAUCAAGUCACAAGAGUGGCAAAACAUCGACUUCGAAACUUGAACAACCACAAAAACCAUCAAACCUGCCAUCAACAAGAGCAGCACUCGUGGUACAGCAACUACCGCCACCAGCGUCACUACCACCUGAAGCAUUUGAAAGAACGCUCAAAGCUAUCCCUGAAAUAUUAUAUACGAAUUUUAUUCCAGCAACGGUUAUAGCAAAAAAAACUGAAAAAUCUGACAAAGCUGAAAAAUCUGACAAAGCUGAAAAAUCUGACAAAACUGAAAAAUCUGACAAAACCGAAAAGUCAAAGACCGAAAAAUUAGAGAAAAAAUCAUCCAAAGCUGAUAAAGAUAAAAAAUCGUCAAAAAAAUUGCCUCUAGAAGGUGUUCGAAUACUUGAUCUAACACGAGUGUUAGCUGGUCCGUAUGCAAGUCAAGUGCUCGCUGAUAACGGUGCUAAUGUAAUCAAAGUAGAAAAGCCAGGCGGUGGUGAUGACACAAGGACAUGGGGGCCACCAUUUGUUGGUAGUCAAAGUGCUUAUUUUCUCAGUGUGAAUCGUAAUAAACGAGUAAUGUUAAUACAGAAUGGUUUUGGAAGUAAAGGUCCGUAUACUAAACGACCUGGUUAUGAUGUAAUUGUUCAGGCGAUGGGUGGACUAAUGCACAUCACCGGUCCAUCGGAUGGUGAGCCGGCAAAAACAGGUGUAGCCAUGAUAGAUAUAGCUACAGGAUUGUAUGCCGUUGGAGCAAUCUGUGCUGCAUUAUAUCACAGAGAAAAAACUGGCCAUGGAACUAGAAUUCAAGUUUCUCUGCUUGAAACACAAUUAGCCGUUCUAAGUCACAUUGCUGCAAACUAUUUAAACACAGGCAUCGAAGCCCGUCGUCAUGGAACAGCACAUGAAAGCAUCGUUCCAUACCAGCUUAUUGGUCUCGAAAAUUUGUUGACGGAUGAACUUUACAAAACAAAUAAACUGCGAGUCAAAAAUCGUCAAAAUCUUAUACAAAUGAUAGCUGAAAAAUUUAAAGAAAAACCUUUAUCAGAAUGGUUAAAUUUAUUUCAAAAUGCCAAACUUCCUUAUGGUCCAAUAAAUAAUAUGAAACAAGUAUUUAAAAAUGAGCAAGUCAAAGCAUGUGAACAAAUUCUUGAAUUCAAAAGUAAACAUCACGACAAGCCAAUUUACGUAGUAGGGCCAGCAGUCAAUUUCGACGAUAUUAAAAAAAUAGAAACAUUUCGUUAUCCACCACCGUUACUUGGUGAACACACAAAAACGGUACUUCAAGAAGAACUGAAUUAUACUGAUGAGAAAAUUAAAUAUUUGUCAGAACAGAAUAUCAUAGAAUGUGCUGAUUAA